CCAAGAUGGCGGACGAAGGGGAAACUUUGAGUGCUCAGGAGCUUAGGAAGAUUCUUGACAUCUUACCAGAAAGGCAAGCGAAAGUAGAUGCACUGUUGGGACAUAACUUUGGAACAACUCCACCAAAACAGAAGGAGGAAAAAGUAAAGAAAGAAAUUUCAGUAUACUGCAUAUGUAGACAAUCUUAUACAAACUGCUUUAUGAUAUGUUGUGACAAGUGUGAUGAAUGGUUUCAUGGUGAUUGUAUUGGUAUAACUAAAGAUGAAGCUCAGAUGAUCAAGCACUUCUACUGUAAACCAUGUCUAGAAGCCAACCCAGAUCUUUCAAUCAAGUAUAAGAAGAAGAAAAUAAAGCUGAAAACAGAAGAAGGCACGGAAGAAGAAAGUGUGAAGGAAAUAGAAGUGGAUGUAGAUGAUGAAAUGCUUGCCGAAAAGACACAUGACUCAGAAAGAAAUAAAAAAACCCAGCUCAAGAGGUCAUCAAGAAUGUGUGGUGAAUGUGAGUCUUGCCUCAGAACCGUUGAUUGUGGGAAAUGUGAUUUUUGCAAGGACAUGAGAAAGUUUGGUGGGCCAAACAGGAUGAGACAAAAAUGUAGACUGCGACAGUGUCUUAAAAUGUCAAGGAUAAUCUUGAGAAAAACAAAAGGUUCAAAAGCAGAGGAUUCAUCAGAGAAACGUGAAUAUAUCAAGCACAAAGAAAGAAAGGAGAAGAGAGAUGUGGUUAAGCAUCAAAAAAAGGCUGUCAAGAUGAAACAUGCUACUCCUGCCCGUAAAUUACAUGCAAAAGUUAAGCCAACAUCUCAUGAACAUCCAAAAAGAAACCCAAGAAGACGUUACAGAAUAGGAUCAGGGGAUGAUAAGAAAGGCUCUGGUGAUCAGUCCAAGGAUAUGGAGCAGGAUGAAGUCCCUAGGCAUUGUUAUGGCCCUGGUUGUACUAAUGCAGCAACACCCAACUCAAAGUACUGCAGUGAUGAAUGUGGGAUACAACUGGCUGUAAGGCGUAUCCAGGAAAUAUUACCCAAGAGAAUGCAACAGUGGAACAGAGAGCCAAGUUUAGCAGAUCAGAAUGCAAAACAUUUAUUAGGAGGCUUGGAAAAGAAGAAAGAACAAGCCCAAAACAGACUCCUUGAACUUGAUAGAUUAAGUCAAGAAUUAGAAAAAAUGAUAGAAAGAGGAAGCCAGAUAACCACACAAGAAAAAGAGAAACAAGAGGUUGAUAUGGAUACGGAUACUGACCUUCAGAUUCACUGUGUCACCUGUGGUUUGCCAUUAGCUCCAAGAGUAGCUCUGAGACACAUGGAGAAAUGCUACAUGAAGAAUGAGAGUCUAACUACUUUUGGAUCUGCCUACAAGAGUGCAGGAAACCUGUUCUGUGACUUUUACAAUGCACAACUAGGAAUAUACUGUAAAAGACUGAGAGUACUGUGUCCAGAGCAUACCAAAGAGCCAAAAGUCCCACCUAAUGCUGUAUGUGGCUGCCCACUAGUAAAAAAUGUUUUUGAAGAAACUAGUAAAAUCUGUCUUGCCCUAAAAAGAUCAUGUAUGAGACACUAUCGCUGGGAAAAACUACGGCGAGCUGAGAUAGACUUACAGAAAGUGCAACAGUGGUUAAAAUUAGAAGAAGUCUAUGAACAACAGAGACAAAUCACUAAUUCGUCAGACCGCAGAGGUGGAGUGUUGGCCCUCCUGCUUCACCAGACUCUCUCUCCUGACUGGGUGGAAGAGGAAAAUGAGAAGGAAUCAGAGCAUGAAAUAGACAUGGAAAACCAACAUGACCUUGAAACUUCACCAGACAAUAAUGAAAAUAUUCUGGAUGAUGAAUCGACAAUAAACAGUCAUACAGAAACUCAUGAUUCAAAUUCUUGUCUGAUGGAUGUCAAUUCAUAGUCAGUUAUCAAAGAAUGAUGCCAUAGAGCAGCCAAGAGUAGGGGUUGGGGGCUUGCCUUCCAUUUGAGGUCAUCUACUUUUCCCAGUCUUUUUGGUUCUUCUGGUAAAUGUGUGCACAAUUUGUUGGAAGUCAAAGUUUCCUGCUCUUUAAUUUCUUAUUAGCAAUCGAAUUUCCAACCAGAUUGAUUGGUUAAAUGGUAAGCACACCUGAAGUCCUAUUUUGUAGAUACAUGUAGUACUUGUAUGAUAUAUGAAGUUUUGACACGACUUAAAUUAUUUAAUAUAUAGAUAUCCUUGUACAGCAGAAAUGUAUAUUUUUAUCUGUAUU
Molecule: messenger RNA, 2214 nt
Organism: Actinia tenebrosa (Australian red waratah sea anemone)
Lineage: Eukaryota; Metazoa; Cnidaria; Anthozoa; Actiniaria; Actiniidae
Product: CXXC-type zinc finger protein 1
Biological process (GO): positive regulation of DNA-templated transcription
Cellular component (GO): Set1C/COMPASS complex
Molecular function (GO): DNA binding; zinc ion binding
Source: RefSeq, a predicted model, not a curated record